Molecule: messenger RNA, 3160 nt
Organism: Prionailurus viverrinus (fishing cat)
Lineage: Eukaryota; Metazoa; Chordata; Mammalia; Carnivora; Felidae
Gene: LPP
Product: LIM domain containing preferred translocation partner in lipoma
Exons: 14
Coding region: 578-2422 (614 amino acids)
Biological process (GO): cell-cell adhesion
Cellular component (GO): focal adhesion; stress fiber
Source: RefSeq, a predicted model, not a curated record
GGAAAGGCACCAACCAGCAGCAGCUCCAGCCCUGCCGAAGUUUCACUUUUUGUCUGUGGGUCCGCUCCCGGCCCCCGCGCGAGCUUUCCCGGGAUAAGUAGCAUUAGCAAGGAGGGGAGAGCCGGGCGCUGCAAGGUGGGGACCUUGAGGCUCAGAAAUAGAACUGAAGACAGAACCCAGUUGCCUGCUUCUCAUUUGAGGACUUUUCUCAUUGUUCUACUGGGCACUCAUCAGAGGGAAGCUAUUUUUCCACAAUUGGCUCCACAUUUUUACUGCGUGGUUUCCAGUUCCACCUUUUUAAGUUUCCGAACUUCUGGACCAUCGUUAACCAAAAGGGCAUCGUGGAAUCUCCAAAGGCCAUUGGCAGGCGAGCGGAGCUGAAAGCGACCUACCCGGGACCGCUGCGCUGGUUAGCGGCUGAGCUGGGGCAAGAAUCCAGGUGUUAGUGUGUUCCUGUUUUUUCUUUUGAGUUCCUGUACCAGUCUCCGGGAUCUCAAGACGCUAGCAUAGCAGUUUGCUGAACCUGGUGUCCACUGACCAUUUGAAGAGCUAGUUAUCUGAGUUUCAGAUUCCGACAAUGUCUCAUCCGUCUUGGCUGCCACCCAAAAGUACUGGUGAGCCUCUUGGCCAUGUGCCUGCACGGAUGGAGACCACCCAUUCCUUUGGGACUCCCAGCAUUUCAGUGUCCACACAACAACCACCCAAGAAGUUUGCACCAGUAGUUGCUCCAAAGCCCAAGUACAACCCAUACAAACCUGGAGGUGAAGGUGAUUUUCUUCCACCCCCACCUCCACCUCUAGAUGAUCCUGGUGCUCUUCCGUCUGGCUCUGGAAACUUCCCUCCUCCACCACCCCUUGAUGAAGGUGCUUUCAGGGCACAGCAGGGAAAUCCUGGAGGCAAGACCCUUGAGGAGAGACGUUCUAGCCUGGAUGCCGAGAUAGACUCGCUGACUAGCAUCUUGGCCGACCUUGAGUGCAGCUCGCCCUACAAGCCUCGGCCUCCACAGGGCUCUACUAGUUCGACUGCCUCUCCUCAAGUCUCUACCCCUGUCACAGGACAUAAAAGAAUGGUAAUACCAAACCAACCCCCUCUAACGGCAACCAAAAAGUCUACAUUGAAACCACAGCCUGCACCCCAGGCAGGACCCAUCCCUGUGGCACCAAUUGGAACACUAAAACCCCAGCCUCAACCAGUCCCCGCCUCCUAUGCUACGGCGUCCACCCCUUCAAGGCCUGCCUUCAACGUGCAGGUGAAGUCAGCCCAGCCCAGCUCUCAUUACAUGGCUGCUCCUUCAUCAGGACAAUUUUAUGGCGCAGGCCCAGGACCCCAGGGCUAUAACACUCAACCAGUUUCUAUCUCUGGGCAGUGCCCACCUCCUUCAACACGGGGGGGCAUGGACUAUGCAUAUAUUCCACCACCAGGACUUCAACCGGAGCCUGGGUAUGGGUAUGCCCCCAACCAAGGACGCUAUUAUGAAGCCUAUUGCCCAUCAGGUCCUGGCUAUGGGGGCAAAAAUGACUCUGAUCCAGCUUACGGUCAACAAGGGCAUCCAAAUACGUGGAAGCGGGAACAAGGGUAUACUCCUUCUGGAACAGGAAACCAGAACCCAGCCGGGAUGUAUCCAGUUACUGGGCCCAAGAAGACCUAUAUCACAGAUCCUGUUUCAGUGCCUUGCGCACCGCCACUGCAACAAAAGAGUGGACAAACAGGAUCCAUGGGGCCUCCAGCUGUUCCCCCUUCAUUCCGCCCUGAAGAUGAGCUCGAACACCUAACCAAGAAGAUGCUGUAUGAUAUGGAAAAUCCACCUGCUGAUGAAUACUUUGGCCGCUGUGCUCGCUGUGGGGAAAACGUAGUUGGGGAAGGGACAGGAUGCACUGCCAUGGAUCAGGUCUUCCACGUGGAUUGUUUUACCUGCAUCAUCUGCAACAACAAGCUCCGAGGACAGCCCUUCUAUGCCGUGGAGAAGAAAGCCUACUGUGAGCCCUGCUACAUUAACACCCUGGAACAGUGCAGUGUGUGCUCCAAGCCCAUCAUGGAGCGGAUCCUGCGAGCCACCGGAAAGGCCUAUCAUCCUCACUGCUUUACCUGUGUCAUGUGCCACCGCAGCCUUGACGGGAUCCCAUUCACCGUGGACGCUGGUGGCCUCAUUCACUGCAUUGAGGACUUCCACAAGAAAUUUGCCCCCCGAUGUUCUGUGUGCAAAGAGCCUAUCAUGCCGGCCCCGGGCCAGGAGGAGACUGUCCGGAUUGUGGCUCUGGAUCGCGAUUUCCAUGUUCAUUGCUACCGGUGUGAGGAUUGUGGUGGUCUCCUGUCUGAAGGAGAUAACCAAGGCUGCUACCCUCUGGAUGGACACAUCCUCUGCAAGACCUGCAACUCCGCCCGCAUUAGGGUGCUGACGGCCAAGGCCAGCACUGACCUUUAAGUUCAGUUAGUUGGUGGCGCUAAGAAGAAUGAAACACAAGAAACAAGAUAAGAAAAGACAUGGGAAAAAUACAGGAAAGGCAAUCAAACCGUGGGAUGGUCUCUGUUCUUCGUCUAAUAUUAACCUUUCUUUAGAAACACAUAGAUUAUGAGAUUUUUUUUUUUUAAGUUCUCACCAAAUACACAUUUCACAUUUAAUCAUGUAGGACCUUGAUGGGCCUUUGUUCCCAAGGACUUCCACAUUUUUGCACGGAUUAUACUCCAUCCCAUUCACUUCUGCAUUCCUGUAACUUUUAAUCCCUAUGUUUGUCUCACUUUUCAUCUGGUUGAAUGGCUUUUUUUAGUGUGGUAUUUGCUGUCACACAGUUUUUUCCUGGGUGAGUCUGCCAACUCACAGGUGCUUUUAGGCUUGAAGGUCUCAUCCUAUCACUUCCACAUUGCCUGUGAUCAUAAAGGACAGCCAUUCUUUCUGUGUGUAUUGGAAAAGUACAUCUUUCUGUUGCUCUAAACCGGUCAUGUCCCUUGGGGUGGGGGGGUGGGGGGUAAAAGUGUGCAAUGUAUAUGUUAGGCAACAAAGAAUUUAAGCUGUAAAUGACAUAGUUUAAAACAAGCGCCUACUGAAUUUGCAACCAAAUUUGAUUGGAAAUUCAAAGUCUAUAGUGAUUUUGGUGCUCAGGGCUCAUUUGAAAACAGUUAUUGGUGAGAUCCAAACUUCAAUUUUUUUCUGAGGGAAUUACGG